Molecule: messenger RNA, 4500 nt
Organism: Drosophila serrata
Lineage: Eukaryota; Metazoa; Arthropoda; Insecta; Diptera; Drosophilidae
Product: lysosome membrane protein 2
Cellular component (GO): membrane; cytoplasm
Molecular function (GO): scavenger receptor activity
Source: RefSeq, a predicted model, not a curated record
GUAGUAAUAACUUGUUUGGUGGGCAGUACGCACCAUUCCAGUCUAGCGGAGAACCAGUGCUCCAGUGGCAGCCUCAAAUCCCCGCGAAGAUCUAAUCGGAGCAGUAGAUAGUGCGUGGGCCGGCUCGAUUGCUUCGCCGUGCAAUCAAACCUUAAUCAGAAUCCGCGGGCAAGUGGAUCAAGCGGUGGCUAUAUAGCAAUAUAGCCAGCCACAGCGAUAACCGACCGAAUUCCCCCACAAAACGCUCGUGAAUACUCCGGAUUUAAUUGUCGCUGUUCAGCUGGAAAAACUAAGCCACGACAGGAAGGGGGAGGAGGGAGCACAGGAAAACAACACUGGAAAACCAGCUCCAACUCCAGCUGCAGGUCCAGUUAAUAGAUCCGAGAGACCAACAACAACAACAACAACAAAAACAAUAACAACGAUCGAUCUGACAAAAGAGAACGGCGACAAAACAAAGAAGCAGGCACAACGAAAAGAACAGAGCCAAGUGUAGAGAAGCGAAGAGAAAGAAAACGAGAAGAAGCGAGGCACGGAUACAAAACAAGUCGGUCGCAGUCGCAGCAUAGAUACAUAGAUACAGAUACAGAUGCAGAUGCAUAUACCGAUACGGAUACGGACUCAGCCGCUGCAUCCACUCACAGCAUCCAACAGGAGGAGCAUCACCACUCUGCGGGGGAGUGGGCGAGAGGAGGGGUAUUAAAAUAUAAUAUUAUUCAGCAGCCACACAACACAGUGUUUUUUGUGCUGUGCACACAGCGUAAACACGACGAAAUUGUUAAUUAAGACGCCAAAUGUUUGGCAGUCGUCGAAAGUGCAAAGCAAAGCAGCCGCGGAACAGCGAGAGAGCGCCAGAUAAGAGCGUAUGUGCCUGGUGUGUGUGUGGGUGCGCUCUCUAGUAGUACCUGAGUGUCUGUGAGUUCGGUUUCCUUUCCGUUUCGUUGCGAGCACGUUUGACCACCACCGAAAUAACACCCACCGAACAGCUGUGCCCCAAAGCUCACUCCAAGUGCAUGCCGCUGAUCUACGCUCUCGAGCUCUCGCUCACACACACCCGCAUCACGUUAUCAGUCAAUGGCACUUUUCUGCAACUGAUUCCGGCGCACGAGUGAAAAGGAGGGCGGCUGCGGUGGAAAGCGGGAACCUUCGUCGCGACAAGUCUUCAACCCAUCCAUUGGAGGCUUCCAGGCGGUAAGUGUCGGAGUCAAGUGCAGUGGUAUUUGGCGAUAGCGGAAUUUUUCACAAGGCCCUAGUUCUCAACAGACUAAGUCAAACACACCUAUCACGACCGAUCUGCUGAAGGUUAGUGAUUGUGUAAAUACGUAUAUGUAGCAAAGAAAACAUAGAUAUCAACAUGCCCCGAUGAUUAGUCCUAGUUCCAGCUAAGGAUUACAAACCAAGUAAUUCCUCCCAAUUCCAAAACUUUUAUUGGGAUCGGUGGUCCAAACUCCCACACCAAACUCUCCACUUAAAAUCUAUUUAAAUUUCAGAAGGAUGAUAGCACCCCUUACCGUUUACUAUUGCACACAGAAAUCAUUUAAUACUAGGAAUAGUAUCUAUUAUCUAUACUUAUCAGUUCCACCAACUAUCUGUUAGAUGGUAGUCACAGUAUAAUCAAUAGAACCUCCUCCUCGCGAUCGCCAUCGGGUUCGUGUUCGUGUUCGUGUUCGUGUUCCUGUCCGUUCACAUUUUCUUAUAACCCAUAUAACGAUCAUUAUAUUGGAAAAUUACUACGCUCAGGUUGCGCCUUAUCAGAGCCGUUGACCCGCUUUCAAAGUUGGCAAAUCAGAACUUACCCCAUGGUUGCCAAAGCUCAACUCUAUGCACACACGCUGAUAGCACACGCUGAUAGUUGUUGUCUCGAUUAAUUUAUGAAUUAAUGCCUAGUUAGUAUGUACUGGGACCAAGAACAUAUAUGUGCUCCUAGAGCUAGAGUCCCAAGCUGGUGAUAAGAACGGGAGUACAUAUAUACAGCUGAACUUUGAUUUCAGCACGGGCAGAAGCAGCGAUCGGCGAGCAGCAUGCGAAGGCUCUGGGAGUAUAAGCCCCGAUUAGUUUGUGAAAACAUCUGUAAUCGCAUGGUUAAGAGUCCUCAACCCGCGGAAGAUUGCUCCGAGAAUCGAAAAAAAAGAGCGAUUGACUACUUAUAAUCAAUCUAACCAUCAAUUGAAUCCGUCAAAUAUUAUUUCUCCAAGAGGUAGUAUAGGUACGCCGGACAUCGCGCAGAGACUUUAAAAUAGUGAUUCAAUCUAGUGUGGCUGUUGCGCCUAUGUGUUCAUUGAACCCGAGUUUGGCCGAUAAGCUAGUAAUCUAGUGCCAAAGCUAUCCCUUUGAGGCGCCACGUGUUUGUCUUUCUACAGAUUGCUUAUGGGGAAGAGAAGAGGAGAAUAAACUCAUAUCGUGGAGGCUGUGGCGUAAUAUUGGGAUAUACAAAGCCCGAUAAGAAGUCUCUCAAUUACAAUACUUUCAGCUCUGCCCCAGAUACACCCACAAUGCCACGUGCGACCACCAGCAACCCUGAGGUGACCUUGCCAACCGCCCACCAAGACUGCGAUCUCACAGUGGCCGCCAUCAGGUCCAAGUCCAACACACUCAACUCCCAGCUGAAUAGGGUCGGAACGGGAACCUUUGGAGGCUACGGCAUGGCGAGUGGGGCCGAGAAGCCGAAGCCGGUGCUGCAGAUGAUACUGGAGGCCUUGGGACUGCGAAAUCAGGCGCAGAGCCGCGAGCCAACGUCCAAGGAUAUUGGAACUCUGAUAAUGCUGGGCGUAAUGUUUCUGCUGUUCGUGAUCGGCGUCACUGGAUUCUUCGUAAUGUGGUUCACCGAGUUCUACAACAACACAAUGCUGGAGAAUCUUAUAUUGGCCGAGAAUUCGGAAACGGCCAAAGACUGGCUCAACCCUGACCCCAAGUUCGACACCUUACUGAAGGCGCACAUAUUCCACUACCCCAAUAUCGAAGACUACUUAGAGGGGCGGGCGGACAAGAUAAAGGUCGUGGACGUGGGUCCACUCACUUACCAAGAGCACACGAUCAAAGAUGAGGUUUCCUUUAACAACAACUUCACGGUCACUUUCAGGGACCGCAAAUCGUACAAGUUUCUGCCGGAGAAAUCGUCUGUUAGGGAGGACGUAGUGCUGAUGGUUCCAAAUGUGCCACUCAUCUCUGCCGCCGGACACGUAAAGCGCAUGCCGUAUGCCGAUCGAUUAGUCGCCGGUUUUUUUAUCAAACAAUUCAAGGAGCCACUCUUUAAAAACCUAACGGCCUCCGAUUUUCUCUGGGGCUACGAGGAUAAGAUUAUCAAAUUGAAGAGUCUGGGCAUGGGAAAGAAACGCUUUGGCCUCCUGAUGAACCGUAACGGAACCAGCGUGGAUUCGGUACAGCUCAACACAGGCGAGGAUGACAUCAGGAAGUUCAGCAUAAUUACCCAGUUCAAUGGGAUGCCGCAGCUAGACUACUGGGAUGGAGACGAGUGCAAUCGAAUUGACGGCUCGGAACCCUCAAUGUUCUCGCCGAACUUGCUGCAGAACCGAAGCACCAUCAAUGUGUUCCUUCAGGUCCUGUGCCGAAAGGUGCCGCUCCAUUUUGAGAAGGAGGUUACCAUCUUGAAUAACAUCGAUGCAAUUCGCUACAAGACGCCAAUGAACGUGUUUGCCAAACCCGAAUUUAAUCCAGCGAACGCGUGCUACUGCACGAACACGGAGAUGUGCCUGGAGAGUGGAGUGAUCAACGCCACCAAGUGCUACGGGGAUUCACCCAUCUUUCCCUCAUUUCCGCACUUCUUCACCGGCAAUAAGUCGUACUAUGAUCUCUUCGAGGGCAUCAAACCGGAGGCGGAGCUGCACCAGACGUACGCCGAUAUCCAUCCGCGUUUUGGCUUCCCCAUUGGCGGAGCCUCACGCGUCCAGAUCAACAUCAUGCUGGACAAGACGCCAAUACUGGAAAAUAAAGCCGCUCGCCUAGUAAAUGCCACCAUCCUUCCGCUAAUCUGGAUCGAGAUCACUGCGGGUGACUUCGGUGAGGAUGUGCUUCACACACUUUUCAUGACCACCUAUGGUCUCGACGCCAUUCAGCUCGCGCUCAAGUACGGAACCCUCCUCAUAUCCGUGACGUCGUUCAGCCUGAUCAUUGCCGGGGUCUACUUCCUCAACAGCAGGCGGGAGGAGCAGCUCCAGGAGAGCAAGUCAUCAGCCGAGCUGGAAGCGCUGAACAGCGGACUCGCUGUGGUGCAGCACGUCAACCUGCCCGUGUCGGUGUAGCAAACCAUCCAUCCGAGUGAUCGAAGUGCCAUUAGUAAUUUAGUUAGGGGCGGGUACGGGGGAAAGUUGUUGUUUUUUCAACUUUAUGAGAUUUUCGAAUUUGUCUGCGCUUAUCCUAGAAUAGUUAUUACAGAAUAAGAGUGAUUUAGGCUACGAAGAGUCGCCAGUUACCUUUAGUCAGUAGUUAUCUGCUGUAUAUAUGUAAAAAGAAAAUGUUUAAUAAACUGUCUAUAACCUGUAA